Juglans regia (Persian walnut) is the source of this 1292-nucleotide messenger RNA. RefSeq names its product MADS-box protein AGL42-like. Gene Ontology annotation, molecular function: DNA-binding transcription factor activity, RNA polymerase II-specific; protein dimerization activity; RNA polymerase II cis-regulatory region sequence-specific DNA binding. Gene Ontology annotation, biological process: positive regulation of transcription by RNA polymerase II. Gene Ontology annotation, cellular component: nucleus. NCBI's taxonomy places the organism in Eukaryota, Viridiplantae, Streptophyta, Magnoliopsida, Fagales, Juglandaceae. The coding region runs from base 381 to 1007 and encodes 208 amino acids. The record is from RefSeq and is a predicted model, not a curated record. The transcript has 8 exons.
AGAGAAAAGUCAAGGAUUUACGAAAAUGGAAAGAAAAGGGUGUGUGGUCUGAGUCUAAAGACUACACAUCCAUCCAUAGCUACGAAGAUCUUCUUUGUUCUGCUCUCAGAAUCUUCCUAGCUAGGGUUUCUGUAAAUUUUCCAGCUUUCGUGUAGCGCUGGUUUGUUCUGUUCGUUUUGUAAAUCCGUUCUGGUUUGAUCUGGUGUUUUAUUUCAACAAAACCCUGAUAAGUUUUUUUUUUGUAGUUUCUGUUUUGUUCUGGAUUCUCUCACCUUCUGGUUUGGAACUAGUUUUCCAGUCGUUACUUCUCGAGCCAAAGAAGCAUUAGUGUUUUUGGAAAUUUCACUAGAGCUUGUUUUUUCUGGUCAUUUAUAGAGGACAUGGUGAGAGGGAAGAUUCAGAUGAAGCGAAUCGAAAAUACGACGAGUCGGCAAGUCACCUUCUCGAAGCGUCGACACGGGCUGCUAAAGAAGGCCUUCGAGCUUUCCGUUCUUUGCGAGGCCGAAGUCACCGUGAUCGUAUUUUCCCAGAAAGGCAGGCUCUAUGAGUUUUCGAGCUCUGACAUUGAAGAGGUGAUAGCACGAUACCUUAACCAGGUAAAAGGUGGGCAAAACAACAACAUUGCAGUGCAACAAUACAUGCAGCAAUUGAUGCGUGGCAGUGCAAGCAUGACAAAGCAGAUUGAGCUUCUUGAUGCUUCUCAAAGGAAGCUUUUGGGAUAUGGUUUAAGUUCGUGUACUUCUGAGGAACUUCAAGAGAUCGAGAGCCAGCUGGUGCGAAGCUUAUCCCGUAUCAGGGCAAAAAAGGCUCAGUUAUGGAUGGAUGAAAUAGAGCAUCAAAAAGAGAAGGAGAGGCUUCUGUUAGAGGAAAAUGCAAGGUUAAUCGAAAAGUUACCAGCUCAAGGGAAAUAUAUUGUACCCUACAGAAGCCAAAGUAGCCAAGUUUCAGACAGAGAUCAUGUGGAGACUGAAUUGUUCAUCGGACUGCCAGAAAUGCGCUGCUCAUGAAAGAAGUUUCGGCAUCUGCUCUUGAUGAUCAUGUUCUCCCAAAAAUUUGAAGAUUAAUUCUCGAAAUAAGAGGAAAUAAUAAACAAAUGCAUUGUGUGAUUGUAUAAACAGCUUGUUCAUCACAUAUUUGUCCAUGUCAAGUUCAUAAUUAAUAGUACUGUUGCGUUCUAUAUAUCAUAUGAUUUCAGUACUGUAAGUAAUAAUAUAUUAAUCGAGGGAAUCACCAAUCUGUAAUAAUUUUCAUUCAUUAUGUUAAUUAUUAAUCUUAGUGCUGAUUGAGACAAA